GGGUUUGAUGACCUUCACGUGUGUGCGGACCCCGGCGUCCCCGAGAAUGGCUUCAGGACCCCCAGUGGUGGAGGGGUUUUCUUCGAAAGCUCUGUAACCCGAUUUCACUGCCAAGACGGAUUCAAGCUGAAGGGCUCUCCAAAGAGACUGUGCAUGAAGUACUUCAAUGGAACCCUGGGCUGGGUCCCAAGUGACAAACCCGUCUGCGUGCCAGAAGAUUGCCGCAUCCCUCAAAUUGAAGAUGCCGAGAUCCAAAACAAGACAUACAGACGCGGAGAUAAGUUGAUCAUCACUUGUCAUGAAGGAUAUAAGAUCCGUUACCCCGACCUGUACAACACGGUGUCGUCGUGUCGCGAUGACGGGAAGUGGGACAAUCUGCCCGUCUGUCAAGGCUGCCUGAGGCCGCUGGCCUCCUCCAACGGCUACGUGAACAUCUCCGAGUUCCAGACCUCCUUCCCCGUGGGGACUGUCAUCGCCUAUCGCUGCUUCCCCGGGUUCAAACGCGACGGCUCUCAGUACAUCGAGUGCUUGCACAACCUUGUCUGGUCGUCCGGCCCACCCCGGUGCCUGGCUCUGGAAGUCUGCCCGCUGCCUCCGACGGUGAGUCACGGGGACUUCAUCUGCCACCCGCGGCCCUGCGAGCGCUACAGCCACGGCACCGUGGUGGAGUUCUACUGCAACCCGGGCUACGGCCUCACCAGCGACUACAAGUACAUCACCUGCCAGUACGGGGAGUGGUUCCCCUCCUACCAAGUGUACUGCAUCAAAUCAGAGCAAACGUGGCCCGGCACCCACGAGACCCUCCUGACCACGUGGAAGAUCGUGGCCUUCACGGCCACCAGCGUGCUGCUGGUGCUGCUGCUCGUCAUCCUGGCCAGGAUGUUCCAGACCAAGUUCAAGGCCCACUUCCCGCCCAGGGGGCCUCCCCGGAGCUCCAGCAGCGACCCCGACUUCGUGGUGGUGGACGGCGUGCCGGUCAUGCUCCCGUCCUACGACGAGGCUGUGAGCGGCGGCUUGAGUGCCUUAGGCCCCGGCUACCUGGGCUCGGGGGGCCAGGGCUGCCCCUUACCCGCGGACGACCAGAGCCCCCCGGCGUACCCCGGCUCGGGGGACACGGACACAGGCCCCGGGGAGUCAGGAACCUGUGACAGUGUCUCCGGCUCAUCGGAGCUGAUGCGGAGUCUGUAUUCCCCUCCCACGUGCCAGGAGGACGCCCACCCCGGGCCCGACCACCCUGACGCCAUCGCGAGCACGGCCGGGGAGGCGGCGUCCACCAGCCCGGGCAUCGACAUCGCAGACGAGAUCCCCUUAAUGGAAGAAGGUCCCUAACGGGGCAAAAUCAUGGUGAUUCUGCGGCUCCUGUGGGAAAAGAGACCCUGUGGCUCGAGGGCGGCCACGGAAGGACUGAGCGUGGGGCAGAGUUUCUAGUUUACCUGCACGGGGACAGUGAUUCUCAUCCCACGUCUCGGGCCCAAGAGCGAGGCUCACACCCCGCGGUGGCAGUGCUGUUAAACGAGACUCGAGGAUUCGCCAAGGACACGGGGAG
Lemur catta (Ring-tailed lemur) is the source of this 1546-nucleotide messenger RNA. RefSeq names its product sushi domain containing 4 (gene SUSD4). The record is from RefSeq and is a predicted model, not a curated record. The transcript is spliced from 7 exons. The coding region runs from base 154 to 1329 and encodes 391 amino acids. Gene Ontology annotation, biological process: negative regulation of complement activation, alternative pathway; negative regulation of complement activation, classical pathway. NCBI's taxonomy places the organism in Eukaryota, Metazoa, Chordata, Mammalia, Primates, Lemuridae.